Messenger RNA from Plasmodium malariae, 726 nucleotides. Its product is annotated as fam-m protein. The coding region runs from base 1 to 726 and encodes 241 amino acids. Lineage: Eukaryota; Apicomplexa; Aconoidasida; Haemosporida; Plasmodiidae. The record is from RefSeq and is a predicted model, not a curated record. The transcript has 2 exons.
AUGGAACAAAAAAUUAAAUCAAUCAUACGUAUUAAAAUUGCUUUGUUUAUCCUCUUAACGUGGAUAUGCUAUUUUAACUAUGUCAGGAGCACUUUUAAUACAUUCUCAGACAAUAAGUGCAUACAUAAUACAAAAUUAAUUAUAUUUAAUUAUCGAAUACUAGGAAAAUAUAAAAAUGAUAAUGAUUCGCAAAUUGUGGGGUUAAAAGAAAACACAUCAAUCAAUGCAGAAUACGGAAAAAAAUAUAUGUUUAAGAAGAAAAAUGGGAGCAAACGAAAAAACGAAAAAUCUAAUAGAAAAUUAUUAAAUAAGGCUCAUUAUUAUACCGAAGUUAUAGAUUAUAAUAAUGGAAUAUUUGAUGGGAAAAAUUUCCAUUUUGAAAAAAAAUGGUUAAGGAAAAAAGAUUAUGAUGAUUCUCUAGAAAAACAAAGGAGAAUUGCUCAUAUAUCUUUAAAAAAAAUAAAAUUUAGAAGUUACGGAUUUGCAGUUGUUAUAUUUUUUCUUUUUUUCUUGUUUGGAAUAGGAAUGCCCAUAUUACAUGGGUUAGGGCCCUUGAAAGAUAUGUUGGAAUCUGUAGAAAAAUUAAUAGUUGAUAAAAAACAUUACUUUUAUCUAAUGUUAUUUGCUUCAAUUAUUAUAGUGUUAGGGGUAACACUUAUAAUGACGAUUCCUAAGAUCUUAAGAAAUAAUGAAAAAUAUAGAAGAAUUAAGUUAAUGAAUGAGUAA